This is a messenger RNA of Camellia sinensis, 3114 nucleotides long. RefSeq names its product protein LATE ELONGATED HYPOCOTYL. The record is from RefSeq and is a predicted model, not a curated record. Gene Ontology annotation, molecular function: DNA binding. NCBI's taxonomy places the organism in Eukaryota, Viridiplantae, Streptophyta, Magnoliopsida, Ericales, Theaceae.
UAUUCCUCACACCAAAAAAAAAAAAAAAAAACUUGCCUGUUUUAACACUCGCACCGCAAACUCGUUUCUCUUCUCGUCUGCUACUGCUUCUCUGCUCUUUUGUUGAAUUUUCUCUGAUUCUGAACUUCAUGUUCUCCGGGGAGAAUCCGAUGAAUUUGCCUCAUGAGUGAUCGAAUACUGGAUCGGAGUUUCAACAAUCAUGGCUUUUUCGGAAGGUCUGUGCGAUUGCCGAUGCAUUGUGGAUAGUCGGAGAGGUCAUUCCAGUUUUGUUCUUGAUUACCGAUCGAUUAUUUUUUCAUCCUAAAGGUUUUGGCGUGGUCCACUUCGUUGUUGUUUUGAGACAGGAUCUCUACCGACUUGUUUGUUUUGUUGCAGUAGUAGUAUUAGUAGGAAGUUAUCAGGUUUUUGUCAUCAUCAGCCACGGCUAAGCUAUUUCUAGUAUCAUUCGAUGCGGCGAGAGCUGAAAGAAGGCUGUUGUUUUAUCCCUUACUUGUCAGUGAGGGUCUGAAGCAGCGCCAGCUGCCUUGGUCCAUCACAUGGACACCUACUCCUCUGGAGAAGAUUUAGUUAUUAAGACACGAAAACCGUAUACAAUUACCAAGCAACGGGAACGAUGGACAGAGGAGGAGCAUAAUAGGUUUCUGGAGGCCUUAAAACUCUAUGGGCGAGCGUGGCAACGUAUCGAAGAACAUAUAGGAACCAAGACUGCUGUGCAGAUCAGAAGUCAUGCACAGAAAUUCUUUACAAAGUUGGAGAAGGAAGCUCUUGUGAAAGGAGUUCCAAUAAGACAAGCUAUUGACAUAGAGAUUCCUCCUCCGCGCCCUAAAAGGAAACCAAGCAAUCCUUAUCCUCGAAAGACUGGUGUGGCAAUACCUAGUCUGCAGGUGGGAGCAAAGGAUGGGAAUAAUUCAUCAUCAGUUUCUUCUUCCUGCACUGCCACUGGUAAACAAAUACUGGACUUGGAAAGAGAACCACUACCUGAGAAACCUGAUGGAGAUGAAAAGCAAGAAAAUGUCAAAGAAAACCAGGAUGAGGGAAAUUUCUCUGAAGUUUUAACCCUUUUCCAAGAAGCUCCGUGUACGUCCUUGUCUUCAGUGGACAAAGAUUCCAUUCGAACACUGGCGGCACCCAGAAAUUCUUGCACUUUUAGGGAGUUUGUGCCUAUGAUGGUAAGUACCCAGGAUGAAACAAAUGAAUCUUAUGUCACUGUUGAACCCAGAGGAAUUCAGAAGUUGGUUAAAUUUGAUGCAAAACAAACGGUUCAGGAUAAUGGAACAAAUUACACCUCGAACUUGGAGAGUUCUAUCCCUUCACAUGAGAAAUUGGUUCAAGGAAAGAAAACAGAUGAAAUGUGCCACCCUGAAAAUUUUGGGGCAUUGCCGUCAAGUGAUAUGCAAGCCACACAUAACUACCCAAGACAUGUUCCUGUGCAUGUUCUAAAUGGGAGCCUAGGAAUGAACACUGAAAAUGUUUCUUCAGAUAUGUCUUGCCAAGAAUCCAUAUUUCACCAAAUAGGAGGAAUUCAUGGAUGCCCUAACCCAUUCUCAAAUCCAGCUGCUUCUGCAACCACUGAACAUCAUGUUAAUGCGCCAAGAUCUUCCACUCAUCAACAGUUUCCUCCUUUCCAUCCGCUCUUCACCCCAAUUCGCAAUGAUCAAGAUGACUACCAAUCAUACCUUCAUUUUGCUUCCACCUUUUCAAAUCUUAUUGCAUCUACCCUCCUGCAAAACCCAGCAGCCCAUGCUGCAGCAAGCUUUGCAGCUACAUUCUGGCCUUCCACAAAUAUGGAAGCUUCUGGACUUUCUCCUGUAGACACUUUAGGAGGCUUUCCAUUGAGGCAGAUGAAUCCAGCUCCUAGUAUGGCAGCUAUUGCUGCUGCUACAGUAGCAGCUGCAGCUGCUUGGUGGGCAGCAAAUGGACUGUUGCCAGUGUGCACUCCUUUUCACACUGGUUUUACUUGCACUCCUGCAUCCACAACAGCAACUCCAACAAAUGUUGGUCUUGCUGCAGCAGGAAACAAUGAUAAAAGAGAGAAUGCUCUUCAUGAUCUUCCCUUGAAAAAUCCACAGCUGGACCCAGAAUAUUCUGAAGCUCGGCAAGAACAGCAUUCUGCUUCCAAAUCACCAACUUUGUCAUCGUCAGACUCUGAGGAAAGUGAAGGUGCAAAACCAAAUACUGGGUUAACUGCUGCUGAUGAUCAUGAUGAGAAAGCUGCAGCUGUAGUAACUGACCUCCAUGAUUCAAACAAGGCAAAGAGCAGAAAACGGGUGGAUCGCUCUUCUUGUGGUUCCAAUACACCUUCCAGUAGUGAUGUAGAGACAGAUGCUUUGCAGAAGCACGAGAAAGAUAAGGAAGAGCCAAUAGAACCCGAUGUAAGCCAUCCAGCAGGUGACUCUAAUAAUCGACGUGGUAGAAGCUCCUGCAUUAUAAAUGAUUCAUGGAAGGAGGUCUCUGAAGAGGGGCGGUUAGCCUUUCGGGCACUAUUCUCUAGAAAAGUACUGCCACAAAGCUUUUCACCUCCACAGGAUAAUAAGCAGAAUGCAGAUGAGAAAGCUGAAGAUGCAUCACGAUUUGACCUUAACAGCAUGAUGUGGGGGACUUGUCCCAGUCAUCAAGUGGUGCAGAAUAACACAUUCUUGAGAAGCGAAAACCAUGGGGAAGGACUGUUGACUAUAGAGCUUGGGCAUGGGAAGCUUAAGCCUCACCGAACAGGGUUUAAGCCCUAUAAAAGGUGUUCAGUGGAGGCGAAGCAGAGCAAGGUUGUAAGUGCUGCCAGCAGCCAAGGUGAAGAGCAAUGUCCCAAGAGAAUACGGUUGGAAGGAGAGGCUUCAACUUGAUGACUGUUUGUGGACAAAUGGAUAUGCAAUUUACAAGGGAAACCUUUGUUGUUGCAUUUCAUUUUUAUUCCAGCCCCUUUUCCUGUUUCAUUUCUAGUUAAUUUGUCUAUUCUUGAAGCUCACGAAACUUGUCGUGUGGAUGUGUGUACUAUAAUGUAUUUUACAUGUACUUUUACUGUAAUCUAUGCAGAUGUACUUAAGAACUCCCCUUGAAUACUUAACCAUUAGAAGGAAAUGAAUGGGCCUUGUUCUGCCCUCCUCUUCCCCUCUAAGUAUA